Molecule: messenger RNA, 1464 nt
Organism: Serendipita indica DSM 11827
Lineage: Eukaryota; Fungi; Basidiomycota; Agaricomycetes; Sebacinales; Serendipitaceae
Source: the annotation of a GenBank genome assembly
AUGACUUCAAAACGUACAAGAAUCAUCGUCGACAGUGAUGAAGAAGAGGUCGGCUCCAUUUCGAGUCCCCAUAGCCGGCGUCGCCACAUCAUCUCCAAUUCAACAGCAAUCACCCUCCAAAGGGCACUCAAUCCCUGGUUCCACGUCGUUCAUGACGCACGCAGUAUGCCAUGGCGCAAACGUUAUGACCCAGCUUUGUCGGCUGUCCAAAAAGCGCAGCGGGCUUAUGAAGUAUGGGUAUCCGAGAUUAUGCUCCAGCAGACACGCGUAGACACCGUCAUCCCAUACUAUAAUCGCUGGAUGCAAACAUUUCCUACAAUCAAGGAUCUGGCUGGGUCCAACAUUGAACAGAGACUCCUCGAAGGUGCCCAACUUGUCGUUGACAAAUUCGACGGUAAACUCCCAGACGACGCCACUGUCCUCCAAGCCUCUGUCCCAGGCAUCGGUCGCUACUCUGCUGGUGCAAUAUGCUCCAUAGCAUACGGCAAAUGCGUACCAGUCCUCGACGGAAACGUCCACCGACUCCUCUCACGCGUCCUCGCGCUCUAUGCAAACCCAAAAGCUAAAGCGACUACAAAUCUCCUCUGGGACGCCGCACAGGCCAUUGUCGACGACGCAGAGGACCCGGGGGCGAUCAACCAAGCACUCAUCGAACUAGGGAGUACCGGAUGCACCCCUCGCGAACCAAAGUGCGCCGGCUGUCCUAUCAACACCCACUGCAACGCCUAUAAAUGGAAACUCAAUAAACUUUCAACGGACAUGGAAGACUUGUGCAAUGUAUGCGAACCGAUUCCACCUGGUCCACCAGAUGUCACGCUCUUCCCGAUGAAAGUAGAGAAAAAGGCUGUGCCAGAGGAAACAGACGUCGUGUGUGUCGUUUCAUGGCAAGCAACCCCACACCUCGCACAGCACUACCUCCUCCGUAAACGACCUGCGACAGGCUUACUCGCAGGUCUAUGGGACUUUCCAGUCGUACCCAACGUCUCGAGCUCUACGUCAUUCGAAGAACACGCCCGUCCUCUCGUGCGCUUGGCUUUCCCGUCCGUGGACGAUGAGGGUACGUUGCAGAUCAAGAAUGUCACAUCGAUAGGCUCCGUGCUACACGUCUUUUCCCAUGUCAAAAAGACGUUUCAAGUCGUUUGUAUUCAGCUAUGUGGAGCACAAAACGACGAUUCGGAUAUGCCACCCCAAGUUACUCCCGGUGAAUGGAUGGACGACCUCCAGCAAUCGACCGACGUACCUAAACGACCGACGAAGAAGCAAAAGACGGAGAAGAAGCCCAAAGACGAAGACGAGGAUAGGUUAAAGUGGGUGCUCGAAGCCAAUGUCGGGCAGGAAAAUCUAGGGACAGGGACGAUGAAAGUUUGGUCCCUUGUCACCUCCAAGGGAGGCGCGUCGAAGAAACCUCGGGCAACGCGUAAACCAAAAGCCAAGUUGACAGACGACGAUGAAGAUGACGAAUAA